Nezara viridula (southern green stink bug) is the source of this 318-nucleotide messenger RNA. The record is from the annotation of a GenBank genome assembly. NCBI's taxonomy places the organism in Eukaryota, Metazoa, Arthropoda, Insecta, Hemiptera, Pentatomidae.
GGAGCUUAUAAAGUGGUUUGCUUGAAGCAAUAUUGACCAGACUCGUCAUUAUAAUGAGACAAUGAGAAAUGAAGCGGGCUGUACUGACUAUCAACACAAUUAAGUUGGCUCCCGCGACAUCCUAUCGGGGCACAGCCAUUAGGGUUGGCCGAGUCUAUCAGCUGUUUAUUGUCAUUAGCCGAGCAGGUUCGAUUCGACUAGCUAUAGAGGAAUACUGGCGGGGUCUUCUCCAUUAUACUGAAGGUAUUGGCUCCACUGAAGGUCCCAUCAAUAUCUUGCUUUAAUUGAAAAUCGCGCGGGUCAUUGACGAUCAGUUUC